AGAGAUGCCGCUCGGUGAAAAGUGUUUUGAAGUAAAGACAAUAUUAUUAUCGACAAAAUAGAUUUCGGAAUGUCAAGUGAAUUCUGUCUAAAUAUGUGUCUUCAUCAUAAAAUGAGAAGCAUGUCGUUUUUUGUAUAUUAGUUUGCUGGCGAAGUCUUUGUUUUUAUUGAUUUAGUCCAUUUUGACACGUUGAUUCUUUACACAAUUGAAGAUAUUUUGAGAACACAUCGUUGCAUUUAAACUCCACUUUCAUUCAUUCAUUAUAUGAUGGAGAUCGCUUAUGUUUGCGAGUGGGAGAAGAGACCUAAAAGCAACCACUGUCCUUCAAUUCCCCUGGUGUGCGCAUGGUCAUGCAGAAACCUCAUCGCUUUCACAACUGAUCCGAAAAACGAGGAGGAUGACAAAGAUCUCAAUCUUAUGAUACACAUCAUUGACACUGACCACCCCUGGGAUGUGUACUCCAUCAACACUGGUCAUACUGAAGUAAUUUCAUGCCUUGAAUGGGACCAGUCAGGUUCGAGGCUGCUAUCUGCUGAUGGUGAUGGUCAAAUCAAGUGUUGGGGGAUGACAGAGCACCUGGUGAACAGUUGGGAGUGCACGCAGACUAGUUCUGUGGAUGGAGACCCGAUCGUAGCUCUCUCGUGGUUACACAAUGGAGUGAAACUUGCUUUGCAUGUCGAAAAGUCUGGCUCUACAAACUUCGGAGAGAAGUUUUCCCGUGUCAAGUUCUCCCCUUCUCUCACACUCUUUGGUGGGAAGCCCAUGGAGGGUUGGUUAGCGGUGACUGUGAGCGGGCUGGUCACGGUGUCGUUGUUGAAGCCCAACGGUACUCUGCUGACGGCCAGUGAGAGCCUGUGCAGGCUGAGGGGCCGCGUGGCACUCGCUGACAUUGCCUUCACUGGGGGUGGGAACAUAGUGGUUGCGGCCACAGAUGGCAGCAGCUCUUCUCCGGUGCAGUUCUACAAAGUGUGCGUAAGCGUGGUGAAUGAAAAGUGUCGGAUAGACACUGAGCUACUGCCCUCGCUAUUCAUGCGCUGCACCACUGACCCGGUCAGAAAAGACAAGUAUCCUGCUGUCACACACCUUAAAUUCCUCACACGUGAAAACUCUGAACAGGUGCUACUCUGUGCGUCCAGUCAGAUGGGCAGCAUUGUAGAGUGCUGGUCACUGCGGAAAGAGGGUCUCCCUGUCAAUAAUAUCUUCCAGCACCGAUCACCUGUUGUUGGUGAAAAGCAGCCAAUGAUCCUGAAGUGGCGGAUCCUCUCAGCAACUAAUGAUCUGGAUCGCGUGUCUGCUGUUGCUCUGCCUAAACUUCCCAUCUCCAUCUCCAACACUGAUCUCAAAGUGGCCUCAGACACCAAGUUCUUCCCAGGCCUUGGUCUUGCUCUGGCAUUCCAUGAUGGCAGCAUUCAGAUUCUUCAUCGUCUUUCCCUGCAUACUAUGGGAGUGUUCUACGGUUCCUCUGGUUCCUCUCAGCGUGUUGGGGAGGAACCUGCCAUUAAACGACAGAGAGCGGGUGGCCCGACGCUGCACUUCAAAGCCCUUCAGUUCUCUUGGACAUCUCUCGCUUUAGUUGGCGUGGACAAUCAUGGCAAGCUACACAUGCUCCGAGUGUCCCCAUCCAUGGGCCAAAUGCUGGACAUGAACACACUGCUGCGCCACCUGCUGUUUCUGCUGGAGUACUGCAUGGUGACAGGAUAUGACUGGUGGGACGUGUUGCUGCACGCGCAGCCUAGCAUGGUACAUAGCCUGCUGGAGAAGCUUCAUGAGGAGUACAUGAGACAGAACCAGGCACUGCAGCAGGUUCUGUCAACUCGUAUAGUAGCAGUGAAGGCAUCUCUGUGUAAGCUGUCAUCUGCCACUGCUGCGAGAGCUUGCGACUUCCACGCUAAACUCCUGCUCAUUGCCAUCAGCUCCACACUGAAAUCUCUGUUAAGACCUCAUGUUCUCAACACACCUGAAAAAAGUCCUGGAGACAGACUGGCAGAGAUCUGUGCCAAAAACACAGACACCGACAUUGAUAAGGUGAUGAUUAAUCUGAAGACGGAGGAGUUUGUUCUGGACGGCCCUCCCCUCCAGUCCCUCCAGCAGCUCAUUCAGUGGGUGGGAGACUUUGUGCUUUACCUGUUGGCUAACUUGCCCAACCAGGGCUCUGUUGUGCGUCCAGGGUUUGGAUUCCUGCGGGAUGGUGCAUCUCUGGGCAUGCUCCGAGAGAUGCUGGUGAUGAUCCGUAUUUGGGGCUUGCUGAAGCCUGGUUGCCUGCCCAUCUACACAGCCACAUCUGACAACCAGGACAGCAUGUCGCUGCUGUUCCGCCUGCUCACCAAACUCUGGCUCUGCUCUCGAGAUGAGAGUCACCCGCAGGAUCCAGAUGAGACAUUGAUUGAUGAGUGCUGUCUGCUGCCCAGUCAGCUCCUGGUACCCAGCAUGGACUGGCUGCCCAUUAAUGAUGGAGUUAUCACCAAGAUUCAGAGCAAACACCCACUCAGACUGCAGUUUGGCAAACCGUACACCCUGCCAGGGAUCAACCCCAAUGCACAGGUGGAGGUGUUCAGAAGUCCAGCAUCUCAGAGGAUGGACCACCUGCGGUGCUUACAUCUGGGCAUCUCUCCGACAGAGGACAGCAAAGCUUGCACCAGGUGUGGCUGUGUCACCAUGCUGAGAUCUCCAAAUAAAACCAAUGCCAUGAGACAGUGGGAGCAGCGCUGGAUCAAGAACUGUCUAUGUGGAGGUCUCUGGAGAAGAAUCCCCUCCACACUCGCAUGAUAGCCACACUGUCAAGAACCUGAGACCUGGCUAAAUGUUAAAGCUGCACAUAUCCCUAAUUACAAAUAAACUGUACAGUAUCUGUACAGUAAAUGUUGAAGCCAACAGUAGCUGAAAACUUCACCUAACGAUCUUUGUUUUCUUAAAUAAAUAAAUACCAGAAAUGAAAAUUGUCAUUCAUUCAUCCACAUAUUGUUCCAAAUGCAAAUCUCUCGUGUAACACAAAAGGACAUGUUGCAGGCAUUAAGAUUCUCAGUCACCAUUCACUUUCAAUGCAUAUAUGUUUUGUGAAUAGUGACCUGGGCUAACGUUCUGCCUAACAUCUUUUGUGUUCCACAAGAAUGGAAGUCAUGCAGGUUUAGAACAACAUGAGAGUGAGUGAGUGAAUGAAUGAUAUCAGAAUUUUCAUUUUUGGAUCAAUUGUUCAAUUGCUAUACAAAUAUAGAGGGAUGUUUUUGUUUGUUUGUUGUCUGCUGGAGAGAGAGUGAAUAGUUACUUUUUUAGCCUUUGUAAAUAUGAACC
This is a messenger RNA of Xyrauchen texanus (razorback sucker), 3288 nucleotides long. Its product is annotated as mediator of RNA polymerase II transcription subunit 16-like. The transcript is spliced from 14 exons. Gene Ontology annotation, molecular function: protein binding. Gene Ontology annotation, biological process: positive regulation of DNA-templated transcription. The record is from RefSeq and is a predicted model, not a curated record. Gene Ontology annotation, cellular component: mediator complex. The coding region runs from base 265 to 2766 and encodes 833 amino acids. Lineage: Eukaryota; Metazoa; Chordata; Actinopteri; Cypriniformes; Catostomidae.